Cavia porcellus (domestic guinea pig) is the source of this 4445-nucleotide messenger RNA. It is a transcript of the gene Aifm3, whose product is annotated as apoptosis inducing factor mitochondria associated 3. The transcript is spliced from 22 exons. Gene Ontology annotation, biological process: execution phase of apoptosis. The coding region runs from base 1437 to 3767 and encodes 776 amino acids. Gene Ontology annotation, molecular function: 2 iron, 2 sulfur cluster binding; oxidoreductase activity, acting on NAD(P)H; flavin adenine dinucleotide binding. Gene Ontology annotation, cellular component: cytoplasm; mitochondrion. The record is from RefSeq and is a predicted model, not a curated record. NCBI's taxonomy places the organism in Eukaryota, Metazoa, Chordata, Mammalia, Rodentia, Caviidae.
CUGCAUCUCUGAGAAGUGGAAAUGAUUCACUACCUGCCUCUCAGGCCCCUGGGAGGGAUCAUUGCCCCCUGGCUGGUAGUUAGCAUUGGGCACUGUUAGAACUUUUCAGCAGGGGGACACUGGGAAGCAAAAACCCUGGGAACCACUUCCUACAGUGCUAAGAAAGACAUUUGAGUUGGGUUGACUGGUCCCAAACUGACCUGGUACACUAUAGGUACGAGUGGCCCUCCCAAUUUUCCUGCUUCUGGGCACCUGGGAAGGCAAGAAGUGGGGGUUAAUGGGCACUAACAGUGUUUGGGGUCUGUGGCCCAGCAGGGGAACCCUGAGUCCAGGCAGGAAGGGGGAGGCCAGGACUGAGCAACAGCUGAACCCCGGCUGGUGAGGGGUUCCCCAGUGCCUGGGGAAGGGGCAGGUGGUCACUGAGUUUCAUAUACAUGCCUUGGUGACAAACAGGGAAAAGAGCAAAGGUACACUUAAAUGGCUGUGGGUACCUACUUGCCUGUAAUGUGUGUCUUUGGGGCAGGUAAGAUCAUUGGCCAGGUAGUGGGUGGCCCUUCCCAACCCUUGUCCUUCCUCCUUGGCCCCCUGGCCUCAGUACCUGUCCCCUGCCCUUCCUGGAGUCUUAGCUGGAUCAAAUGGACCUCAGCAGCACUUGAAUUGGACUUCAGGGAGAAAUUCCAGGGGAAACAGGCAGAUGACAGUGAAGAGAUCAGUUGUAAACAAAGUAGCUAUACCUUUGCCUGAGCCCUUCCAAAGUCCACCUGUAAGCUGCAUCUCCCAGAAGGCCCACCCUGUGGCCUUGAAACACCUUGGCUGCAGUGAGCUUUCUGCUGACCAGGUGUCCCAUCCCCCAGAGUGCCUUGGAGGGCCUUAGGGUGAUAGGUCACCUCCUGGGGCCCUGCCUAUCUUAGAAGGAAGGUGAGGAGGAGGGUGGGAGGUCACUUGGAUCCUCCCCAUCUGCGGCUUGACUUUGAUGAGAUCUUGGCUCCUUGGUUCUGUCUGCUGCUCAGCAUGGCCUCCGCACCACCAGCCCAGGGUGGGAGGCUAGGCUGUGGCUGCUGAGCACAGGCUGUGGCAGGGUUGUGUGCCUGGCUUCUCUUUCCCCCAACCCCAUCAGUCCCAGGCUGGCUGCCUGCUCUUAUUCACCAAGAAGCUGGGUUUCCCUGGGGACCAGUGGACUGGCCUAACCCCACCCCCAGCCCCUCAUUGUUGCCCCAGCUCACACUAGGAGGAGAGGCGGAGGAGGAGGCUGGUCUGUCUCCUGGACCCCUGCCCUCCCUGCUCUGCCUCCAAGGCCAGGCACCCUCUAUCCACUGCUGGGCUGUGAGCAAGGAGCAGUGGCUGCCCUCAGAAGAGUCUCCCCUGCAGGUCCUAGAGGCAGCCCCAGCUGGGAUGGCCGCUCCAGCAUCGCUAAGGGUCGCAGGGGAUCCAGCCCCAUGGGGGGCGCCCUAAGCUUCCCACAGCCCAACCAUCUGUUCUUUUCGGCUGCCUGCCUCAGGACACUCACCAUGGGCGGCUGCUUCUCUAAGCCCAAGCCAGGACUCCAACACCUGCACUUGAAGACACCAAAGCUCCAAGUGGAGCUCAAGAUUGAGGUGGUGCUGCCUGAGAAGGAGCGGGGCAAGGACGAGCUCUCUGCCAGCGGGAAGGGAAGCCCCCGGGCCUACCAAGGCAAUGGCACAGCCCGCCACUUCCAUACCGAGGAGCGCCUGCCAGCCCCUCACUCCUACCCUGGCCCUCAGGACUGCGUGGAAGCUGCCGUCUGCCAUGUCAAGGACCUAGAGAAUGGCCAGAUGCGGGAAGUGGAGCUGGGCUGGGGGAAGGUGUUGCUGGUGAAGGACAAUGGGGAAUUCCACGCCCUGGGCCAUAAGUGCCCACACUACGGUGCACCUCUGGUGAAAGGUGUGUUGUCGCGAGGCCGGGUACGCUGCCCCUGGCAUGGUGCCUGCUUCAACAUCAGUACUGGGGACCUGGAGGACUUCCCAGGCCUGGACAGUCUGCACAAGUUCCAGGUGAAGAUUGAGAAGGAGAAAGUGUAUGUCCGUGCCAGCAAACAGGCCCUGCAGCUGCAGCGAAGAACCAAGGUGAUGGCCAAGUGUAUCUCUCCAAGUGCUGGGCACAGUGGCAGUACCAAUGUGCUCAUUGUGGGUGCAGGCGCUGCUGGCCUGGUGUGCGCGGAGACACUGCGGCAGGAAGGCUUCUCAGACCGGAUCGUCCUGUGCACGCUGGACAGGCAUCUCCCCUAUGACCGGCCGAAGCUUAGCAAGUCUCUGGAUGCACAGCCUGAACAGCUGGCCCUGAGGCCCAAGGAGUUCUUCCGGGCGUAUGGCAUCGAGGUGCUCACUGAGGCUCAGGUGGUCACAGUGGACGUGAGAAACAAGAAGGUCGUGUUUAAGGAUGGCUUCAAGCUGGAGUACAGCAAGCUAUUGCUAGCCCCUGGGAGCAGCCCUAAAACCCUGAGCUGUAAAGGAAAAGAAGUGGAAAACGUGUUCACCAUCCGCACUCCUGAGGAUGCCAACCGUGUGGUGAGGCUGGCCCGGGGCCGCAAUGCAGUCGUUGUGGGAGCCGGCUUCCUGGGGAUGGAGGUGGCCGCCUAUUUGACUGAGAAGGCCCAUUCAGUGUCUGUGGUGGAGCUGGAGGAGACACCCUUCAGGAAGUUCCUGGGGGAGCGUGUGGGUCGUGCCCUCCUGAAGAUGUUUGAGAACAACCGGGUGAAGUUCUACAUGCAGACAGAGGUGUCAGAGCUUCGGGCUCAGGAGGGAAAGCUGAAGGAAGUUGUGCUGAAGAGCAGCAAGGUUGUGCGGGCUGAUGUCUGCGUGGUGGGCAUUGGUGCAGUGCCCGCCACAGGCUUCCUGAGGCAGAGCGGCAUUGGUCUGGAUUCUCGUGGCUUCAUCCCCGUCAAUAAGAUGAUGCAGACCAACAUCCCAGGCGUGUUUGCAGCUGGUGAUGCUGUUACCUUUCCCCUUGCCUGGAGGAACAAUCGGAAAGUGAACAUCCCACACUGGCAGAUGGCUCAUGCCCAGGGGCGAGUGGCGGCCCAGAACAUGCUGGCGCAGGAAGCGGAAAUCAGCACAGUGCCCUACCUGUGGACUGCCAUGUUCGGCAAGAGCCUGCGCUAUGCGGGCUAUGGAGAAGGCUUUGACGAUGUCAUCAUCCAAGGCGACCUGGAGGAGCUGAAAUUUGUGGCUUUUUAUACCAAAGGCGACGAGGUGAUUGCUGUGGCUAGCAUGAACUACGAUCCCAUCGUAUCCAAGGUGGCUGAGGUGCUGGCCUCUGGCCGUGCCAUCCGGAAGCGGGAGGCUGUUUAUGCUACACAGCAAGACUGGCGACAUGUCUUGGCUCACUGGGAAAGGAUCCUGAGCUCUUAUACAGUGAAUUUAGGCAUGCACACUGGGACACCAGGGACAAAGGCCAACCCCUGGGAGCAGGUGCCAAUUUCCAACUUCCCAGGAUUUCCCAAGGCAGAAAUGGAACCCUCCCAGUGCUUACCUUUGGCUGCCUGGCUCCUCUCUGGAAAGGCCUUUGCUACCUCCAGAAGAUACUCACCCCACAAGGCCUCAGCUGCCACUGACAGCUGGCACUGGAGAUGGGACAGGCCCAGCCUCUUUUUUCUUCUAUUGGGACUGGUCCCCUGGACAACCCUGCAACAUAUUAGACAUUAUUUCAAAAUAAAAAUGCACACAUUUGCAAAUCAGUGUGACUCCAAGUGUAAUUGGGUCACCAAUGUGAGGGAAAAAGUACACCACAGGGAAAACACAACCAAUUAAUCUUUGCCUGUGAAUGCCCAGAGGUAGGUAGCAACUGAUUCCUUCCUCCCCUCGAGGUCAGGGAAGGCUUCUCUAGUAUCUUUGGAUCUUGAUUUUUGAAGGAAAAGCACUCCAGGUAGAGGAAAAGCACUACGUGUGCAAAGGGCUUGAGACAAGAAAUCCUGCUUCAGAGUUCAAAGUCAAUUAAUGCUUGAAAGUCUGUGUACAUUUUUAGGGUUGUAGGUGCUAUGUCCUGAAACAGACCUGUGCAUCUCACAGCAGUUAAGUUUUCUGAAUUCUCAUUUGGGAGGCGAAGAAGCAAAGACUCUGCUGUUAAUUAGGAAUGAGAAAAGACGCUCAUGCCAAGCUGCCUUCCAGCCAAUAAGUACACCCAAGGGACAGGGGAGACUCGGGAAGAAACAAAAAGGGGAUAGUUGGACCGCCUGCCAUCCCGGAACCCUCCACUUGGGAUCCUGGGAGAGACGGACGAUGCAUAUGGGACCAACACGCGACUACAAAGCAUGCUGGGAACUCCGCGCCAGUGGAGGCUGAGGGUCGGCUGGCGGCGUGAGCCUGGCAGCAGGCGGGAAGUGCGGUCCCAGCGGGUUUGGGGGCCAGACGACUUUACUGCCAGGGACAUCCCGGCCCUGUACUUUCCGAAGUGUUAUACAAUCAUUGCAAAGCUGUCCAAUAGCCUAA